Neofelis nebulosa (Clouded leopard) is the source of this 898-nucleotide messenger RNA. It is a transcript of the gene EDF1, whose product is annotated as endothelial differentiation related factor 1. Gene Ontology annotation, cellular component: nucleus. Gene Ontology annotation, molecular function: DNA binding. The record is from RefSeq and is a predicted model, not a curated record. Bases 103 to 549 code for a protein of 148 amino acids. The transcript has 5 exons. Lineage: Eukaryota; Metazoa; Chordata; Mammalia; Carnivora; Felidae.
CGGGCGCCGGAAGCGGCCGAGCGACGAGGGGACGUCGCGUCGCCGGGUCUCGAGCAGCUGCCGCGGAGCCGCCGGACGGACCGCCGGACCUGCCUGCCCGCCAUGGCCGAGAGCGACUGGGACACGGUGACGGUGCUGCGCAAGAAGGGCCCCACGGCCGCCCAGGCCAAGUCCAAGCAGGCUAUCCUAGCAGCUCAGAGACGGGGAGAAGAUGUGGAGACUUCCAAGAAGUGGGCCGCCGGCCAGAACAAACAGCAUUCGAUCACCAAGAACACGGCCAAGCUGGACCGGGAGACUGAGGAGCUGCACCACGACCGGGUGACCCUGGAGGUGGGCAAGGUGAUCCAGCAAGGCCGGCAGAGCAAGGGGCUGACUCAGAAGGACUUGGCCACGAAAAUCAACGAAAAGCCACAGGUCAUCGCGGACUAUGAAAGCGGACGGGCCAUUCCUAAUAACCAGGUUCUGGGCAAGAUCGAGAGAGCUAUCGGCCUGAAGCUCCGGGGGAAGGAUAUCGGGAAGCCGAUUGAGAAGGGGCCCAGGGCGAAAUGAACACAAAGCCUCGAAAUCAGUGCGUUCCGGCUGAUCUCGCCUGGCUGGUUCCCCUUGACCACCGGUGCCAGCGUGGUCUCUUCACGUGGCCGAGCGGAACGCGGGGCGUCAGCCCUGCCCGGGAACCCCCUCUACCCUGCUGUCAAACAAAACCUUGCAAAGUAUUGCUUCUCCUGAUUUUUUUUCCUUCCCACCCCUGGUGUCUGCCCAGCCUUGGGGCGGCUCCCCGGGGAGCUCUGAGCGGGACCACCUCACGCUGGCGGGGCUGUGGGGUGGGGUGGCCUGACCCAGAAGAGAAGAUGUCUUCUCCAGUCGGCUUUUAGAGAAGCUAAUAAACGUGUUGCCCUUC